CGCCAUGUUGGUUGUUUACAUCCGCGUGAAAAAAAAGAGUCUGAACUAACCGAUAAAUAAUUUAUUUUAAAAAUAAAAUGUGUUUGUUUGACAUAAUUCAUCAAAAGUCUGGUCUCACAACAUAUUCUUACUUUAAUUUGAGAAGAAUUGAAGGUGUAAAGAGAUGAAAUAGAUGAAAAGUUUGAAAGAUGGUGUUAUUAGUGGGACCAACAAGUUCUGGUAAAACCUUGAUGUUGAAACGUUUACAGUGCCAUAAUUUUACUGUGAAAGGUGGAAUCGAGAACUUAGAUAAUGUGCCAUCUACCAUUCCAACUGUAGGUACGAACAUGGUUAAUGUGGUUACAGGACGUCGGACGGCUGAGAUAACCGUACGUGAAUUAGGUGGAACUAUGGCUCCCAUUUGGCAAAAAUAUUAUAAAGAUUCUUAUGCAAUAAUUUUUAUGAUUGACAUUUCGAACCGAUUUCAAUUAUCAGCUGCUUGUAUACAGUUAUUGAUGUUGAUGUCAUCACCAGACACCAACAUACCAAUCGCCAUAGUUUUUAAUAAAACUGAUUCAUUAUCAAUCAUGUCCAGAAGUGAAAUUGAAAGUGUUCUCCGAUUGGAUGAAAUUCUAGAAACAGCCACGCAGAAAAUGACUGUGUUUCAUGUCAGUGCCAAGACAGGAAAAGGUUUGGAUGGAAUUGUAAAAUGGAUUUCUGAAAAUAACAUUCCUGAUAGAGCCAAUAUGGAAAUUUCUCAAUGAAUUUUACUUUUACAUGUAGUUGAAUCACAUCAAUUUAUUAUUAGAUUUAAGAUAGCAAGUACGCAGACAAGCCAUCUAAUAAGUUUUGUAGCUUAUAUUUAUUUUGUAUUUCGAGAUUAGGUAUUGUGGGGUUAGAGCUGACAGCAGACUGACUCUCACAAGCACUGGUACAGGUAUUAGAAUGCUUCUUACCUUGAGGAGGAUUCCAACCCAUGGCACCUAAUUGCCUAACAGACGAUAAUCUAACUGGCCACCGAAUGAGCUAUUCCAAUACCACAAAAAGACAGUGUUCUAACCCAGUGUUAGAGGGAAAUAUCAGUAUUGAAGUUUAAACAGUUUGAAAGUUGUUAACCCCUACAAGAAGAUAUUAAGAUUAGAGAAUAUGUACAGGGAGGCUACUCUGGUUAAUACUAAUUGAGUCUAAGUUUUAUAUAAAUGGUGUCUCCCCGAUUCAUCUGUAGUAAGGUGUGGCAUACUUAACUUUUUAACAAAUUUUUAUUAUUUUGAAGCUGGCUCAUAUUUGUCUUUUAAAUGUCGUUAAAUUUUCCAUCUUCUACAUUCCUGUAUUAACCAUAUUCCAUUUCCUGUCAAUAAUAAUAAAUAGAAAUAAAUUGAAUAAAGUUU
Molecule: messenger RNA, 1367 nt
Organism: Lottia gigantea (owl limpet)
Lineage: Eukaryota; Metazoa; Mollusca; Gastropoda; Lottiidae
Exons: 2
Coding region: 189-743 (184 amino acids)
Molecular function (GO): GTP binding; GTPase activity
Source: RefSeq, a predicted model, not a curated record